CAAAUGUAGCUAAAAUUGAAGCCCGAAAUCAAGCUCAUGCUCAAAAAAUUAUGAAUCAGAAAGCUUGUCUUGAAGGAUUUAAUUUUAAUCAAAAUCUAGCACCAUAUGGUCAAAUGGUUCAAAAAAGUUUAGAAACUAUACAAUUUCAUCCUUCUUUUGCAACAAAGAUACCUAAUUUCAAGACUAUUAUCAAGUGUGGUGACAAAGAUGAACCAGAUUCAAAAAAUAGAAUAUUAGAUGCAAUUGUUAGUGAAGUGUUUAACUUUACAGAAUUCAGACCAAAGCAACGAGAAAGUAUUGAUAGUUUUACUGCAGGAAAUAAUACUUUGUAUAUUUUACCUACUGUUGAAGGAAAGAUCUUUAUUUAUGCUUCUUCAGCUUUACUAUUUAUGGGAUUAACUAAAAAUGGUCAAUUGAAAUUAAUUUCUGCAACAACUGUAUUUGGAAUAGGUUUGAAUGUCAAUGAUGUACAUACUGUUAUUCAUACUAUAUUUCCAAUGUCCAUAGAUGCAUUAGUUCAAGAAACAGGCCAUGCUAGUCAUCCAAGUGAUGAAGAAGCCUGUCUAGAAACUAAUAGCUCAGCAGAUAUAAUACAGUGGUAUGAAUAUUUGCAAAGAAAGCAAGAUUCAAUUUUUGAGAUCAUAGCAUAUUGUAAAUCAGUAUAUGAAUGUCGUCAACAACAAGCAUAUCAGAGUUUCUUAUAG
Messenger RNA from Dentiscutata heterogama, 704 nucleotides. Lineage: Eukaryota; Fungi; Glomeromycota; Glomeromycetes; Diversisporales; Gigasporaceae. The record is from the annotation of a GenBank genome assembly.